UAUACUCUUUAUAUCCUAUGUGAAUAUGAAAAUACACAUUCCGAUACCUGAGAUCAUUGAGUCAUCAGGUUAAGCACAUAUGAUUCAUUCAGAUCCAAGUCCUGAUAGAAAAUGAGUACAGAUAUCCACAAACUCCUUUUUGGCAUUUCUGAUGCACUGGCCAAGGACGACCUGGCAGCUCUGAAGUUCCUCAGCCUGGAGCACAUCCCCUUGAGGAAGCAGGAGGCCAUUCAGGAGCCCAAGGCCUUCUUCCAAGUGCUGCAGGAGAAAGGCCUGAUCGAGGUGGGGAAUCUGGCCUUCCUGAAGGAGCUGCUCUACCGCAUCAAUCGCAUGGACAUCCUGACCUGCCACCUGGGCUCCAGCCGAGAGGAGAUGGAGCGGGAGCUUCGGAUCCCGGGCAGAGCAAAGGUGUCACGCUACAGACAACUGCUAUAUGGAAUUGCAGAAGACUUAACUCCAGAAGAUGUCAACAGUGUGAAAUUCCUGCUGCAAAAACAAAUACCAAAGAGCAAGCUCCAGGAUAAUGCUUCAAUGUUGAUGGUCUUACUGGAAAUGGAAAGAAACGGAGUAAUUAAAGAAGAGGAUGUAACAAUGCUGAAGGAUAUAUUAAAGGGAUUUAGAGCUGACCUAAAGAAAAAAAUUGAUAUCUAUGAAGAAGAAACAAAAGAGAAUGUUCCUGAGGAAAAACUCUGCUAUCCAACAUGCGUUCCUGUGAAUCCAGCAGAACAAGGAGCAGAGGGGGGAACACAAACACACCUGCUUGUGGAAUCAUAUAAGAUGGAAAACAACCCCCAUGGUUACUGUGUGAUUCUUAACAACUACAUUUUUAAAAAUCCUAGAGAAACUAGGGAAGGAACAGUGCAAGAUGGAGAGGCACUGAAGAGGGUCUUUAAGUGGCUUCAGUUUGACACAGUUGAAUACAUGGAUCUAGAAGCAAACCAAAUAUAUGCAAAAGUUAAAGAAUACAGCAAAAAAGAUCACAGCAAUAUGGACAGUUUUGUUUGCGUCAUCCUUUCACAUGGUGAUAAAGAUAAAAUAAAAGGCAUUGAUCAGGAGUUCGUAAAUAUUAAAGAUUUACUCUCUUGCUUCACGGGAUCUAACUGUCCCUCUCUUGCUGGAAAACCCAAGCUGUUUUUUAUCCAAGCUUGCCAAGGGUCUGCAGGUCACCCAGCUGUCACAAUAAAAGAAGAUUUUUCUGGCUGUCUUGAGACAGAUGCUAUCCCUCUGACUUCCAUACCUGACCGGGCUGAUAUUCUGAUUGGGUUGGCUACCAUGGAAGACUUUGAGUGCUACCGCUGCAAGAGUGGCAGUGUUUACAUUCAGUGCCUCUGUGACAAGAUGGAGUUGCUUUGCCCACUCCGCAAGGAUCUUAUUACCAUCCUGACAGAAGUGAACAAGGAAGUGGGAAGAAGAGUACUAAAUGGAUGGAAGCAGAUGCCAAAAAUAUCAUCAACCCUAAGGAAGCAAUUGAUCUUUCAAGUUCCACAAUCCCAAUCAACAGAAAAUAAAUAA
This is a messenger RNA of Rhea pennata, 1512 nucleotides long. RefSeq names its product caspase-8-like. The record is from RefSeq and is a predicted model, not a curated record. The transcript has 8 exons. Gene Ontology annotation, biological process: regulation of apoptotic process; apoptotic process; proteolysis. Gene Ontology annotation, molecular function: cysteine-type endopeptidase activity; protein binding. NCBI's taxonomy places the organism in Eukaryota, Metazoa, Chordata, Aves, Rheiformes, Rheidae. The coding region runs from base 112 to 1512 and encodes 466 amino acids.